AUGGAGCAAAAGUCGCAUGAAACCCCAAGCCCCUCCGCAUCGUCCGGAUUUCUUCCACUCGGACGGCGUGGGUCAAGGGGCUCCCUAUCUACGACGCAAACAGAUCGAGAAAAUAUGAACACGGCGCUCGACCAAAUACACAAUGCGGCUUACCAGUCCGAUUCACUGACGCUUUUCAACGAGUUUACUAGCCCGCCUGCACCGGCGUCGGCAUCGGACGAUAAAGGUCUAUCGGAGGAGCUGCAGGGGGGUCUCAGUGGGCUGUACAGUCGCUUCAGAACAUCGGUUGGAGGAAUGAGGGACAUCGUCAGCGGUGGAGCGAAAGUCGCAGACAAGGGUGCUGUGGAUAGCUCUGCGGUCAAGAGUCCUACCUCCGAGCGAUCCAUGACCAAGUCUAUAUCAGACCUUACGGUCAGCUCGGCUGACCACUUGCCGUCAUACCCAAACUCCUCGCAAGGCUCGAGGCUGCAUUCUCCAGUCGUGCCAAAUUUUCAUCCAAGUCAGGAUCCUACACAGCAAACAGCCGCCGGCAAGAGCUCCAAACUCUCUUCGAAAAGCCCUAGCGUCACGUCCAAAUCCUCCGUUUCUCCUGCUCCGACAGGGAAAGCCAACCUCGUCCCGCUGACAAAGCCUUCUGGCAACUCUGUUGUGGCAGACCCAGCAAUCACUCAUUCGCGAAGCAGCUCAGUCAACGUACCUUCUCAGGGGUUUCAAAAUGCAGAAGCCUCCAGUAUUGGUAGUAGGGACGCCCCUACGGAUAUGAGUGCUAGCCAAAAUUCUUCUGUGCUGAAUCCGAGUUACUCUCAUUCACCAGUUCUGUCCACAAAAACCCAUGGAAGCCUGCAAGAAGAAUCUAGCUCACUGGAAGCGAGUGGGUCUAUCGUUCCGACAAAUCACCUGUUGGAUAGCCGAUCGCGAAAGUCUUCAAAUGCGGACCAAUCAAGGGCCCCAGACGACAUAUCUCAGUCUACUGCAACACGAAGCUCAAAGCAUUCUGAGCUUACCCGGGACUCAAAAACACAGGCUCAGGAGAGCGGGUCAAGGUCGAGGUUGUCUGUUGGGGGACGUGAUGAAUCCAUGGCACCGAUCUCGCCUCCCAACAAUCUUUCGAUGAUUCCACCUCAAGCUGGGGGUGCAUAUCCUGUUGACUCAGCGUCUGAUAGCACAGUCCCGGCUCCUCGAGAUGAAGUUACCGUCGGCGGAUCAGCAAAGACUUCCAUCCCUACAUCUCCCACAGCUCUCGCUGGGAAAACGCAUGCACCGGCUGCCAAGAACCGAUUGCCAGGCUAUGUAAUGUCACGAGCAUCUACAGCCGAAACGACCACCACCGUGUCUUCUUUACCCCCUUUAAACACAGCAGUUCCACGAAUCAUCACCCAAGACCUCACUAGCAACCGCAUACAGCCUUCAAGUGACGGAGUUAUAUCUCAGCUGAGAAGUAGAUUGCUGAGCAGGGAUUUCUGGAUGCGCGACGAAAAUGCGAAGGACUGUUUCCACUGUGGAGAGACAUUCACUACAUUUCGCAGAAAACACCACUGUCGCACUUGUGGUCAGAUUUUCGAUUCCAAGUGCACACUUCUGGUCCCUGGCACAAGGUUUGGUCAACCUGGAACUAUCCGUGUUUGCAAGCCUUGCGAAGGAAUGAUCAACGCACACGAUGACGAUUCAUCUGAAUAUUCUGAUAGUGAACAGAGCCCCAUCAUUGUGAAUCCACGAGUCUCCGAACUCGGAUGGGGCGGCAGCAGUGCUCGGCCUGUUGGCGAGGACGACGAUGCAUCCUCCAUAGUGUCUCAAUCUAUCGACCAUGUCCUUAGGACUCCUACAAUGGCUAUUCCAGCCACUCGACGCGCAGGCGAAGGCCACAAUAGCCGCUCGGCAGUUCUUGAAAUCAACUCCGACCGACCACUGACAAGACCUACCUCCUCGCGGUCAUUGCGAGCGUCAUUGGGAGUUCGACCGCAUUCCAUCAGUCACAAGCGACAUCAUUCGCGUCAGCAGUAUAUCCGAAGCUUCAAGCCAUCUCACGAUGACCGCGCCCCUUUCCAACGGCGCCACCCAGAGGAUUCGAUUGCCGAGUCGCGGCUCCCAGCCUUCCACAAAGACAAUAUCAUCGACCCUGAUUUGGCCCAGUAUUUGUCAGAUGAUGCUUCCAGCGGCGAUGAGCAGCCCAGCCUUCUCUCUGCAGUGUCUGAAGGCAACCUCUCUAAAAGUGGCGGUGACACGGAGAGAGCGGCGGGGCUUGGCGGAUUCAUUGCCGCCAUGAAAAAGGGCCGGUCUGCAUUCGGUGAUCGAAGCGCCCCCAGCGUCAAUCAAUCAGGUCGAGAUGCAGAUGAGGCUAGCAUCAGCAGCUCAAGAGCAGUCAACUUGCCGCGCUCUUCACGUCGUCGGAACCUGAGUGUUGCAAGCAGCAUCCACGUGCGCAAUUCACCACGGACGUCGAAAGAGAGCAUGUUCCCUCAUGACCCAACGUUCCCAGGGGUGCCUUUUAUUCCUAGCGUCAAACAAUCCGGCUUUAAGAUGACCAGAAGCUCGUCAAUGAGAGGGACUGGAGCACCACCAAUCGAGCUCAACAAGGCCAGCCGGGAACAUGUGCAAAAGCUUCUCCGUCAACUACUGGUAGAAGGAUCUGUGCCCAGCAGCGAGAGCUGGGAGAGGGCCCUCAUGCCAAUUCUCCUGAAAGCAGCAGACGAAGUGGACCCAGAUGUACAGCGCGGAGACGACAUGGAUAUCCGGCAUUACAUUAAACUCAAGAAGAUACCCGGCGGCAGACCAGGUGAUACCUCUUACGUCUCGGGUCUUGUCUUCACCAAAAAUCUGGCUCUUAAGAGCAUGCCAAGAAGUAUCCCGCGUCCGAACAUCUUGAUCAUCACCUUUCCUCUUGAGUAUGCCCGUCAACAGCAACAAUUCAUGAGUCUUGAACCAGUCAUCCGGCAAGAGCGUGAGUUCCUCGAGAACCUUGUCAGUCGAAUCGCAGCCUUGCAUCCGAAUUUGCUGCUCGUUGAAACAAAUGUUUCCGGGCUGGCUCUUGCUCUCCUUGAGCAAGCAGGGAUUGCCACUGCAUAUAAUGUGAAGCCGUCUGUUCUUGAAGCCAUUUCUAGAUGUACUCAAACCAGAAUCGUGACUUCUAUGGACAAACUCUUGACAACUACACUGCACAGCGAUUGCAGCAGCUUCGACGUCAAAACUUAUGUGAAUAGCGGUCGGAAGAAGACCUACAUGUAUAUUUCUGGUUGUCCCAAGGAGCUUGGGUGUACCAUCGUCCUACGAGGCGGCGACGAAGCAAUUCUCGGCAAAGUGAAGCAAAUCACUGAGUUCAUGGUCUAUGUUGUGUACAGCCUUCGACUUGAAACGUAUCUGAUGCGAGAUGAGUUUGCCAAAUUGCCAACAACCGCGGAAAAUGACGCAAACCGACUCGUCUGUGCCGAAGAAAAGAAUGAGAUAUCCCAGCCGGCAGCUCAUCAGAACAGUUCCGGUGCCGCGGAAUCUGAGGCUGCGGAUGAGAAGCCCUCCGAGGAUCCCGAACACGCAGUUUCGAUGUCUACAGGGAUUAUUGAAGUACCGGAUGAUGUUCCGAUGCCAACGUACCACGAUGAUAUGGUCCAUGAUCACCAAACAAAGAUCAUAUCCGCCUCACCUUUUGUCAAAUUCGAACCUCCUUAUCUACUCAUGCGAACCAGAGAAAUGGAACGUCGACUGGCCUAUCUCAAACGUCUUCGUGAUCAAGUUGAGUCUACCGAGGAAAGCUCGGAUGAAAAGACAAAGGCUCAGAAGUUCAUUCUCAUCACACCUGAGAUGGUCCAUUCAUCUCCACAUGACGCUCCUCCCAAAGUCAAAGAGGUCCUGCGCGCAGCGCAUGACGCAGAAUAUGAUCGUGCACUUUACCACUAUCAAACUCAGAAACGGCAGUGGGAGGCAUAUGUCUCAGGAAAUUCCAACCUGUUUGAUCCGUAUGCUCACCAGAAUAUCGUUCUGCUUUACAGCCUGGUGUGCACCACAACAUCAAUACCCUGCUCUGGCCCUGAUAUCUUCGCUCUGGAGUUUUACAACGAACACGGAGACGAUACAAUCUUCGAGCCUGACUGUACGAUUGGACAGUAUGUUGAGGAUCUCUGCCACACAGCUAACGCCGUCUGCAAUAUCAAUGGUUGUGAAAAGCGCAUGUCUGAGCAUCAUCGACAAUACGUUCACGGCGACGCUCAAAUCAGUGUGUUCGUCCAACCGUACCCUUCAAAGCUUCGAGGGAUGCAUGAUACGGUGCUGAUGUGGAGCACCUGUAAAAUUUGCAACAACGAAACUCAGGUCACCGUGAUGUCCGAAAAUACGUGGAAAUACUCUUUUGGCAAAUACUUGGAAGUCUCUUUCUGGGGCCGGAACAUGCAUGCCCGUGCCGGGGUAUGCCCGCAUGACCUCCAGAGAGAUCAUCUCCGCUACUUUGGCUUCAAAGACGUUGCCAUCCGCAUUCAAUAUGAUACAAUUCAUCUUCUUGAGAUUGUUGUUCCACGCCCUCGUGUCACCUGGAAAGUGGAUAACGACUUGAAGCUCAGGAACCAAAUCUACUCUGACACUGCGGAUCGGCUCAACAAAUUUAUGAGAUCCGUUCAUGUGCGAUUGAAGGGCAUCAACGUGGAAAGCGUUCUACCAGAACUCUUGGACGAUUGUAAGAAGGAAAUUGAGACUUUGAUCAAGAAAGCUCAAGAGGACCAUGCGGCUUUGAACAAGUGUUUGCAGGACAAGUAUACCAGCUCGCGUUACUGGGAGGUCAUUCCCUUGAAUGAGGUCCUCCGAGCAGUCCAGGAGAAGGUGGUGGAAUGGGACACUAUCUUUGCAGACUUCGAGAGGAAUUUCUUCCCAUCGGAGAAGGAUAUCAAAAGAUUGGCUACCUUGCAACUGAAAAAGAUUUUCUUGGACAAGGAUGCAACCUCGAUGACUACCGAGGAUGGGCUUCAUACACCGACUGGCAUGGACGAGGAGACAACUCCCACCGAUGAGAAGCCAAGGAUGAUGCGACGGAUGACACUCUCUCCUGAAAAGGCUCAGAACGUGCUAGUCUCGGUCGUUGAGGAGCACACUGGCAGAAUGCCGCGAGAUGCGCCACCCGAUUCUACUGAGCUGACCCCAUUGCCUACCCCAACUGGCGAAUCGGUGCUCUUAGCUGAUGUUGUCGAUGUCCCGAGGUCUUCUCCACAAGAUGAAGCCGUUUUGCAAGAAGAGGUUCGGCAUCUUGACCUGGCUGUUCCCUCAAGUCAGUCUGAACGAUCGCCGCCCAGCUCCAGCACGCCUCUCGAUCAACCCCUAUCGAAAUUGGAUGAUCCAGUGGCUUUUACAGAAAGUGUGGCUUCACAGGAUGUUAGGGAUGUCUCGACGCCAUCGCCUCCAGAAGCCGGUGAUUCUUUCUCCGGAACAAAAAGCAAGGCCAAUGAAGAGAGUCCGGCCACCGAUGUUUCAAGUACGCCUCCGAAUCGACCCUCUGCAAUUCCAAGACUUGCCGAAGGUGCUUUCUCACGGCGCUCUGGGAAGACUCGUUCCCCUCCGCUGAUACGUGCUCAAUCACAACCCGCCCAUCUGGUUAGGGAGAAGUCUUUUGGAUUGAAACUAAGCCUCACAAAUUCCAACGACUCUGGGACUUCUCGGGGAGAUUCGACCAAGACAUCAGAGAAGAAGUUUACUGAACGCCUUGGGCUGACUGCCUUGAAGAGUGGACGGUUUGCUCCGGGGCAUUCGCUGAUACCCCGUUCAACUCCCAAACGUGGCAGCUCUCGUGUGUCAAACCUCGCCAGACACUUUGAACAAUUGAGCCGCGAGUUUGAAAAAGAAAGACAACGUGAAAGACGACAGCGAGCUGCACGAGGCGCUUAUUCUCGUGCAUUCCCUCUUGCAUCCUCGAAGCCGAUCGUUGAGGUUUAUCGCAAUGUGAAAGAGGCCGUUGAAGAACGAGAACCGCACGUUGACGGGGAUUAUUCUCAGCCCGCAGCUCCGCCGCGUACUUCAGAGGAAGCAGGACGGAAGAGUGACGACUCUAUGAACCAGAGAGAGUCCGAGGAACUUGCUCCAAAGUCUCCAGCGCAAGUGAACUCCUCGCGAUCAUUCGAGCCUGGAGGCAUUGUUCGUUCUGAUUCUCAGCUCAUGUCUGAGGGCGAGGCAGAUGACGGACGGAGUGACGAAGAGCACAAUACUGCCGACGAUCUCCAUCAUGUGGACUCCCAAGACGAUUCUAAAACGCUACCGGAUGAUGAUUCGAUCGAUUUCAAAGAUCUUCCAAAACACGAACGGACGACUCUAUUGAAGAUGCUUACCAACUUCUGGUCUGAACGAUCCGCCAGCGGAUGGACUGCUCUUGAUUAUCCUCUUAGCGCAGGAGACCACGUUUUCUCCGACUGCGAUAUUAUUGUGCGCGAGGACGAGCCAAGUUCUCUUAUCGCGUUUGCUCUAGACUCGUCCGACUACAAGGACAAACUGGCAAGCAUUCAGGAACGGUACGAUGAGAUGGAGGAUCAACCCCCAGAGUUUGACCACGAUACAGAAGCCGCAAACGAAGCUCGACUGGAGCAUGCUCUUUUGCGGCAAACCGGGACUCACCUCAAGUAUCAGUUCCAGGAAGGCCAGGCAAAGAUGCUCUGCAAAGUCUUCUAUGCGGAGCAGUUCGAGGCACUCCGCAAAAAGUGUGGUGUCGCCGACCGUAUUGUGGAGUCACUGUCACGUUGCUUGAAAUGGGACUCCAAAGGCGGCAAAACAAAGUCAAUUUUCCUCAAGACUCUAGAUGACCGAUUUGUGCUCAAGUCACUAGCACCCGUCGAGACCCAGGCCUUCCUCAAGUUCGCACCGGCGUACUUCCAGAUCAUGUCCGAAGCUCUCUUCCACGACCUGCCCUCAGCCAUCGCCAAGAUGUUUGGUUUCUACCAAAUCAUCAUCAAGAACCCGGUGACUGGAAUUGAGCAAAACUGGUUCCUGCUUCUGAUGGAGAAUCUGUUCUAUGACCGUGCGCCCAAUCGUCUCUUCGAUUUGAAGGGAUCGAUGCGUAACCGCAAGGUAGAGAGCACCGGCGAGCAGGAUGAAGUCCUACUGGAUGAGAACAUGGUGGACUUCAUCUAUGAGACCCCCUUGUUUGCCCGAGAGCAUUCAAAGAAGCUUUUGAGUCAGAGCGUGUGGAAUGAUACCCUAUUCCUCGGCCGUCAGAAUGUCAUGGACUACUCGUUGAUGAUAGCGAUCGACGAGAAGCGCAGCGAGUUGGUGGUCGGAAUCAUCGACUGCAUCCGCACGUACACAUGGGACAAGAAACUCGAGUCUUGGAUCAAGGAUCGAGGCUUUGCUGGCGGCGGUCGCAAUCGUCCAACAGUAACGAGUCCGAGGGAAUACAAGAGUCGCUUCCGUGAGGCGAUGGCAAGAUAUGUCCUGCAGGCCCCAAGUUGCUGGCACCAAUUCCAACCAAGUGCCAUGUACCGGUAUCCACCAGGUGAACACCAGAUUGCCAAUGCAGCGGAUCAGGACAUCAUCGAUGGGACUGAAAAUGGCGCUUUUCAUUGA
Penicillium cataractarum is the source of this 7521-nucleotide messenger RNA. Its product is annotated as 1-phosphatidylinositol-3-phosphate 5-kinase FAB1. The transcript is spliced from 2 exons. Gene Ontology annotation, cellular component: endosome membrane; fungal-type vacuole membrane. The record is from RefSeq and is a predicted model, not a curated record. Gene Ontology annotation, molecular function: metal ion binding; ATP binding; 1-phosphatidylinositol-3-phosphate 5-kinase activity. NCBI's taxonomy places the organism in Eukaryota, Fungi, Ascomycota, Eurotiomycetes, Eurotiales, Aspergillaceae. Gene Ontology annotation, biological process: phosphatidylinositol phosphate biosynthetic process. Bases 1 to 7521 code for a protein of 2506 amino acids.